CUGUCAUCGAUAGAAGCGAUAUCGAUGUAUCAUUGAUAUUUUUUUGUCGAUCGAUUAUCGAUUUAAAAUUUAAAAAAUCGAUACUUUCAUUAAGUAUUAGAAGGUCUAGGAAUGACGAAAAUUUACUCGAAACAUAAACGGAAACAGGUGCCCUGUCAAAAGGACAUGUCUAAAACUAUGCCGUCGCUAAUUUAAUGCCCAAAUUAAUGGACAACUACUAUAUGGUGGCUGUACUCGAACUUCGGAAUCCAACACAUUUGUUUGUGUUAAAAAUGAAAUCAUUAUAAUUUAUAUAAACAAGACAAACAAAUUUUUUAUAUAAUAUUUUAAAAUAAAAACCCGAUAGUACUAAAUCAACUGUCCUUUGAUCUGAAGGUCAUCAUUCAUUAAUGUCUACAUUUUAGUCUGUACCCAUUUCUUAGCAACCGGUAAAAAUGGCCGACAACAUAAAAAUUGUAGACAAAAAGAAAGCAAAAAAUGCCAAGCAAAGUCCCGUAUGGGAACAUUUUGGAUUCGUUGAAGACAAGGGGGUGGUCAACCCAAAACUAGUCGCAUGUAAGAUUUGCCGUUUGACAAUGCCAUUUAGCGGCAAUACAACAAAUCUGAGAGCCCAUCUUGACCGUAAACAUUGGGAUAAGGUGAAACAUCUAUCAACUACGCCGGUGCCAGCACCAAAUAAUCAAAUUGCUGUGCAGCCUUCACAGAGUGUGUCCAAGAGUGAUCCCCCACUUCCAUCAAUGACCAUAAGUCCACAGCCAGACCUUGGUGAAACAUCACAACGAACAGUUUCAUAUUUAUUUGAAAAACAAAGAGCUUUUCCCAUAGCUUCCACUAGAGCCGUUACAGUAUCACAAGCUAUAGCAGAGUUUCUAAUAUUAGAUAUGAAACCUCUUAGUACAGUAGAGGGGGAAGGUUUCAAAAAUUUACUUAAGGUUUUGGAGCCACGUUAUUCUACAGUGUCCAGAAACCAUAUUCUGGAAAAGUACAUUGUACCAAUGUACCACAGAACAUUUGAGACAGUUAAACUUGAACUUUCAAACGGGCUUCGCCAUGCCUUUACCACAGAUGGGUGGACAUCUAUUUCAACAGAAAGUUUCAUUACCACAACUUGUCAUUUUAUUUCACCUGAAACAUAUCAACUCCAGUCCAGAGUCCUAGAUACUAAAUUUUGUCCUGUGAGUCACACAGCUGAGAAUUUGGCUUCUGAAAUGUUGCAUACUAUUGAAAAAUGGGGAUUAAAGGAUCCUGUAUCUGUAACAGAUAAUGCAGCUAAUAUAGUGAAAGCUUGUGAGGUUGCCAAUUUGCCCCACAUUGGCUGCUUUGGACAUAUUUUGAACCUUGCUGUGAAUCGAUGUUUAUCUGUAACAGAAGUAAAUGCACUAAUUGGUAAAUGUAGAAAGUUGGUUUCCGUAUUCAAACAAAGUUCUUUGAAAACAACCGCGUUACAUGUUGCAGAAGCAAAUCUUGAUCUUAAACAACUGCAAGUACUCCAGGACGUUGAGACGAGAUGGAAUUCAGCUCUGUUUAUGGUCAAACGUCUUCUUGAAAUUCUGCCAGCAAUAUGGGCUGUGUUAUACAAAGAUAAAAAACAUGGACAUUUACUUCCAUCUGAUUCUGAUAGAAAGAAUAUGGAGGAUCUCAAGGAUUUACUUGAACCCGUUGAAGAGGCAACCAAGAAGGUUUCAGCAGAAAAAUCCAGUACAGUAAGUUUGAUUCUGCCAACACUACAACGUUUCGUCAAUCAUGACUUUGUUCCUAAGCCCACUGACAGCUCAUUAAUUGUAAAAGCCAAAACUGCCAUACGUAAUGACUUAACUAAAAGGUAUUUGAAAGAUGAUGAGCAGUUAUUGCUUGCAACAGCUACUACCCUUGACCCUAGAUUCAAAAAACUUAAGUGGUUUGAGCCAGAAAAGAGACAAGAAGUAUAUCAACUGUUGAAGGAGGCUAUGAUAAAAGAGGUGCGUGAAUCAACAUUAAGUUCUGUUCAAAUAAAAACUGAGCAAGAACUGCCAAGUCAGGUAAAAGACGACAUCUGUGACAUAAAUGAAAACAGCCCAGAGAAAAAGAGACCCAAACAGGAAGACAGUGAAAUAGCAGAAUCAACAAAGAGUGAUGCAACUGAUGCUGAUUUUUUUGAUGUGUUAUUUGUCAAAGAAGAGAAACCAGAAGUUACACAGGCAGAUAUCGUUAUGAAAGAGUUCAAUGGCUAUAUGGAGGAUGAAGCGGUUUCAUUCAAGCAAGAUCCUAUUGAAUGGUGGUGCGGACAUAGGGAGAAGUAUCCUGUUCUUGCACAGAUUGCGCUACAAUACUUACAUAUACCAGCUACAAGUGUACCAUCUGAAAGGGUGUUCUCCACAACCGGGAAUAUACUUACCAAGAAGAGAUCAUCUUUAACAGCAGACAAUACAGAUAUGAUGGUGUUCCUAUAUCAUAAUUAUCACAGAAUUAAGAAGGCUUAAAAUAGUUGUUUAUUGUUUUGAGUUGUCUGCAACCAGUUAAAGUGUUGUUGUUAACAUGCUUCAUGUGCUCUAAAAAGUUAUACUCAUGAAAGAUUAAUUUCAGGUUUUGACUUAUUUACCAAUGAAUGCCAUGGUUUGGUUUAUUUGAACAACUGUAAUUACUGUAUUUUUGUAUCCACUGUGUUCUAGUAUCAAGACUUUAUGACUACCUACAGUACCUACUUACAAAACUCAUGUACCAGUUUGAUGUUAUUUCUGUAAAAUUUAUGUGUUUUUUUUUCUACUCUAGUCAAGUAAACUAGUCAUUCUUGUUAAUAUUCAGUUAAGUUUGAACUCAGUUUUGUCAAGUGAACUAGUGAUUGCAUAUUGUGACUUUAGUCACUGAAGAGGUUUGCUUGGUGUAAUGGUGUAUGUGAAUAGCGGCCAGUAAAUAAAUAACCACAUUUAAAUUCUAUACACAGUUUUGUAUUUAUUUGAUAAUUUACAUAUUUCAUAGCACUUAUAUGCAAAAUGUGAUCAGAGAAAAACAUGCAGAGGACAUUUAUAAACAAAACACAAUAUAAGUUCAUGUACAUAAGGUGUUUUUUUACUGAAAACAAACAGAUAUGUAUGAAAAUGAAUUACAGAUAAAUGAUAUAUUGAUAUAUCGGUGAAUCGUCGAUAUUUGUGAUCCGAUAUCGAUAUAUCGACGAUAUG
Ruditapes philippinarum (Manila clam) is the source of this 3155-nucleotide messenger RNA. Its product is annotated as E3 SUMO-protein ligase ZBED1-like. The coding region runs from base 435 to 2459 and encodes 674 amino acids. The record is from RefSeq and is a predicted model, not a curated record. Gene Ontology annotation, molecular function: DNA binding; protein dimerization activity. The transcript has 2 exons. Lineage: Eukaryota; Metazoa; Mollusca; Bivalvia; Venerida; Veneridae.